Molecule: messenger RNA, 3028 nt
Organism: Esox lucius (northern pike)
Lineage: Eukaryota; Metazoa; Chordata; Actinopteri; Esociformes; Esocidae
Gene: gmpr
Product: guanosine monophosphate reductase
Exons: 9
Coding region: 308-1345 (345 amino acids)
Biological process (GO): nucleotide metabolic process
Cellular component (GO): GMP reductase complex
Molecular function (GO): GMP reductase activity
Source: RefSeq, a predicted model, not a curated record
CCACUCCACCGCAAGACGAGGGAGGGGACAGGCCGUACGGGGAGAGAGAGAGAGAGAGAGAGAACGGCAGAGGCGAGGAGGGAGAGAGGGAAGGGGAAAGGGAAGGAGAGUCCGCGGCCACGCCAAAUAAAGCAAUGGGGGCCUGUGCCGGAACAGCCCCCUGAACACUAUAAAUACGCUGUGCUCCUGGAGGUUCGGGUUCGGCGGCUGGGGCUCUGUGAAGACGACAGCAGCAGCCUGCUGCCUAAGAACAGCCUCCUCCCUGGUCCUACAACACUCAGCCCCCGUAGCUGCAACCUCAGGAGCCAUGCCUCGCGUGGACGCAGACCUCAAGCUGGACUUCAAGGACGUACUGUUCAGACCUAAGAGGAGCAGUCUGAGGAGCCGGUCUGAGGUGGACCUGGCAAGGACGUUCACAUUCCGCAACUCCAAGCAGACCUACCAUGGCAUCCCCAUCAUCGCCGCCAACAUGGACACCACCGGCACCUUCGAAAUGGCCCGGGUCCUUAGCAAGCACACUCUCUUCACAGCUAUGCAGAAGCACUACUCACUGGAUGACUGGAAGACCUUUGCAGCCAACCACCCAGAAUGCUUAGAGCACAUUGCGGCCAGCUCUGGCAGUGGUAAGGCUGAUCUAGAGAGACUGACGGAGAUUCUGGAAGCCAUUCCUGCCAUCAAAUACAUAUGUCUGGACGUGGCCAAUGGUUAUUCGGAGCAUUUUGUGGAGUUCGUCAAAACAGUCAGACAAAAGUUCCCAAACCACACCAUCAUGGCUGGCAACGUGGUGACAGGGGAGAUGGUGGAAGAGCUUAUUCUUGGUGGUGCUGACAUCAUCAAAGUUGGCAUCGGGCCAGGGUCAGUGUGCACCACCCGAAUCAAGACCGGGGUGGGUUACCCUCAGCUGAGCGCUGUCAUCGAGUGUGCAGACUCCGCCCAUGGCCUGAAAGGACACAUUAUCUCAGAUGGUGGCUGCAGCUGCCCAGGGGACGUGGCUAAAGCCUUUGGCGCAGGGGCGGACUUCGUCAUGAUGGGCGGCAUGCUUGCCGGACACGACCAGUGCCUGGGUGAGGUGGUUGAGAAGGACGGCAAGAAGGUGAAGCUGUUCUACGGGAUGAGCUCCGACACCGCCAUGAAGAAAUACGUAGGGGGUGUGGCUGAGUACAGGGCGUCAGAAGGUCGGACGGUGGAGGUCCCCUACCGUGGAGAUGUGGAGGACACCAUCAGGGAUAUCUUAGGGGGUCUCCGCUCCACAUGUACCUAUGUAGGGGCCGCCAAACUCAAGGAGCUCAGUCGCAGAACAACCUUUAUCAGAGUCACACAGCAGGCAAGCACCAUGUUCCACUAGUCUGACACACACACACACACACACACACUCACAAUAUAUUAUACACACAUUUGCACACGCACAUUAAAAAUAUGUGUGCGCACAAAUUCCAGUUAGUUUAGAAAGUAAAACAAAUUAAAAAGUCUUCCUCACUGGAAAGCACUGAAUUUCCCAGUCGUUGGACUUAAUUCCUCAAUGGAGUUAACCCCAGCCCUGCCUACCAACAUCAUGAAAAAGAAAAAUCUCAGGACCUCUGUUGUAACAUGCUCUGCACAUUUGGUUCUUGUGUAAUAUUCUGAGUAUUACAAUCAGAACAUGAUUUAAAACAUUCAGUCUUCUCUGCAGAAAUGAAAUAUGCAAGAGCAAGUUAGGGUUGCUUAGUGAAACCUUGCAGGUCUCUCCAUAACCAGAGGAUAUUACUUAGAUGCAGUAAUUGCAUGUCAGCUUUGGAUGUUAUAGCCGCUGAAUCUCUCUCUAGACUGAUUCACUUUAUGAAGCCAUUGCAUAAUAGGAUGUGUUGUACCUUAUUGUAGCUCAAUGUAAAUGACUACAAAUGAUCAGGCUUCAGUGCAGUGAGAGGGUUAAAAGAGUUUGCAGUGAGAGGGUUAAAAGAGUUUCUAUCUGCUAUCUGGUAGUGUCUGCUCCUUUCUGCUUUGUGUCUCUGUAAAAGUGCUCUGGGUGUGGCGGUAAGGGAAGCGCCAUCAGGGCAGUGGAAUGUCAGGACAGCUGGGUCAACUAAGUGCAGAGCCUUUGACUCACUGUAACGUGGGGUAACAUCAUUAUUUUAAUGUAAUGUUGGAUUAACUCACCACAGCUCUAUUACUGUAGUGUUGGGUUAACUCACUACAGCUCUAUAUUAUUGUAAUGUUGGGUUAACUCACCACAGCUCUAUUACUGUAGUGUUGGGUUAACUCACUACAGCUCUGUAUUACUGUAAUGUUGGGUUAACUCACUACAGCUCUGUAUUACUGUAGUGUUGUGUUAACUCACUACAGCUCUGUAUUACUGUAGUGUUGGGUUAACUCACUACAGUUGUGUAUUACUCUAAUGUUGGUUUAACUCACUACAGCUCUGUAUUACUGUAAUCUUGGGUUAACUCACUACAGCUCUGUAUUACUGUAAUGUUGGGUUACCUCACUACACCUCUGUAUUACUGUAAUAGUGGGUUAACUCACUACAGCUAUAUUACUGUUGUGUUGGGUUAACUCACUACAGCUCUGUUUUAUUUUAGUGUUGGGUUAACUAACUUCAUCUCUGUAUAACUGUAGUGUUGGGUUAACUCAAUGCAGUUCUGUAUUACUGUAAUGUUGUGUUACAUCACUACAGCUCUGUAUUACUGUAAUGUUGAUUUAACUCACUACAGCUCUAUUUUACUGUAAUGUUUGGUUAACUCACUACAGCUCUGCAUUACUGUAAUGUUGGGUUAACAAAGUACAGCUCUGUAUUACUGUAAUGUUGGGUUAACUCACUACAGCUCUGUAUUACUGUAAUGUUGGGUUAACUCACUACAGCUCUGUAUUACUGUAAUGUUGGGUUAACUCACUACAGCUCUGUAUUACUGUACUGGAACUUUCAGGGAUUAAACCCCACUGUAAAACAGCAAACAUACUGUUGCCUUUCAGCUGUAAUAACAAUGGAAUGCCCAUUAUUUAGGCCGAUGCCUGUGUUACAGCAACAUGCAAGAGAGUAAUAAAAGGCAGGUUA